AACCAGCACGUGGCUCCCGCCCCCAGACUACUUCUUUAUUCAUGCUUAACCUUUACCUUGGCAGGUGAAGUAUAAGAUUCAUCAAGCACAUUUGACAACCCAUGGCACAUUUCCUGUUUUCCACCAUCCCUCUGCAGGUCACAGACACCCAGGACCCAGCCAUUGCGGGACUCAACAGGGGACAGGGCCACUCACCACGGCCGCAGUCUUCCCACAGACCAAGAGGAGUCCUGAGCUCAGGCCGGGGUUGUUUGGUUUUGAGGUGUGCUGGGAUGAAAGGUGCUCUGAAAGUGGAAGAUAAAUGACAAUGAAAAAAUUCCACGGCGAGAUCAGAAGGACACCUGAGACAGAACACCCACCUGCUGUCGUGGGCCACACCUCCCAGUUGCAAGCAGAAGGGAAGAAGCAAACUGUCAGACUGAUGUGGCUCUAAACAACAGCAACGUGUGAAGGCCCGGGGGCACUUCUGGAUUGACCAAGAGGAAACACAUGUUGCACAAUGAUAUGAUCUUGUUGGUACAAUUGUCAGCGAAGGGAACUCCCACAGCAAAGGGCAUAAAACCAUCCAAGGCAGUCUGGGGCGGCUCAGUUCGGCUGUGCCAGGGAGUGGAGCAGAGCCCAGCGCUGCCCCAAACACAGAUGGGACCAUGAACUCCAGCCACAGCUUAAGCCAGACGCACUUGGCCUCCCGCCAUGGCACCGGCAGCGGUGGCUGGGCCUGGCCCAGGAGCUUCCCCCGGGCUCCCAGUGUCCAUGGUGGCGCAGGAGGUGUUCGCAUCUCCCUUUCCUUCACCACGCCAAGUUGCCCACCCUCCGGAGGGUCUUGGGGGUCUGGAAGAGGCAGCUCCCUCCUGGGCGGAAAUGGAAAGGCCACCAUGCAGAACCUCAAUGAUCGGUUGGCCUCCUACCUGGACAAGGUGCGCGCCCUGGAGGAGGCCAACGUGAAACUGGAAAAUUGCAUCCUGAAGUGGCACCAGCAGAGAGAUCCUGGCAGUAAGAAGGAUUACUCCCAAUACGAGGAAAGCAUCGGCCAUCUACAGGAACAGAUCGUGGAUGGUAAAAUGGCCAAUGCUCGGAUUACUGUUCUCAUUGACAAUGCCCAGAUGGCAGUGAAUGACUUCAGCCUCAAGUAUGAAAAUGAACACUCCUUUAAGAAAGAUUUGGAAAUUGAGGUUGAGGGCCUCCGAAAGACCUUGGACAAUCUAACCAUUGUCACAACAGACCUGGAACAGGAGGUGGAGGGACUGAGGAAAGAGCUCAUCCUCAUGAAGAAGCGUCACGAACAGGAAUUGAAAGAGCAUCAUGUGCCAAAUGACUUCAAGGUCAAUGUGAAGGUGGAUACAACUCCAGGGGAGGAUCUGAUUAAGGUCCUGGAGGAAAUGAGGCAGGAAUAUGAGUUUAUAAUAAAGAGGAAGCAUCGAGACUUGGACACUUGGUAUAAAGAGCAGUCAGCAGCCGUGUCCCAGGAGGUGGCCACUCCGGCUGCUGUGCAGACCAGCCAAGGUGACAUCCACGAGCUGAAACGUACGUUCCAGGCCCUGGAGAUUGACCUGCAGACGCAGCACAGCAAGAAAUCUGCUUUGGAAAACAUGUUAUCAGAGACUCAGUCUCGGUACGCCUACCAGCUCCAGGACAUGCAAGAGAUCAUCUCCCACUAUGAGGAGGAACUGACACAGAUACACCAUGACCUGGAGCGUCAGAUCAAAGAGUACGAGGCGCUCCUGGGCAUGAAAACCCACCUAGAGAAGGAAAUCUCCACUUACCGCCAGCUCCUGGAGGGAGACAGCGAAGGGACAAUGGAAGAAUCCAAGUCGGGCAUGAAAGCGUCUGCAGCUCCAAAGAUCAAGGCCAUCACACAGGAGAGCGUCAAUGGAAGGAUAGUUCUUUCUCAAGUGAAUGAGAUCCCAAAAUACAUGUGAGACCAAAGUUUCUGCCUAUUGUAAAGACGAUUUUCCCCCAAUGAAAAGUCCUUGCCAGACACUAAUGAAUAAGGCCUAAAAGGUGUCCUUGGAGUUAUCAGACUCAGAAACUUUUACAUUUUUCUCUGUAAUCAUCUCACCAGACUUCCCAUAAUGCUCUUAAUGUACUGUACUUUUUGAAUCAAAGUAUGAGUGUAUGAGUUUAAAGUUCUACUUCCCUACUAUAAUGUUCAGAUUCCCAUCAUUACACUUCUGUUUUGUAGUCAAUAAAACUCCACACCAACUGCA
This is a messenger RNA of Carlito syrichta (Philippine tarsier), 2207 nucleotides long. RefSeq names its product keratin 23 (gene KRT23). The transcript is spliced from 9 exons. Gene Ontology annotation, molecular function: structural molecule activity. Lineage: Eukaryota; Metazoa; Chordata; Mammalia; Primates; Tarsiidae. The record is from RefSeq and is a predicted model, not a curated record. The coding region runs from base 648 to 1919 and encodes 423 amino acids.